Molecule: messenger RNA, 1429 nt
Organism: Photinus pyralis (common eastern firefly)
Lineage: Eukaryota; Metazoa; Arthropoda; Insecta; Coleoptera; Lampyridae
Gene: Zpr1
Product: zinc finger protein ZPR1
Exons: 8
Coding region: 81-1397 (438 amino acids)
Cellular component (GO): nucleus; cytoplasm
Molecular function (GO): zinc ion binding
Source: RefSeq, a predicted model, not a curated record
GGGUUGGUUGUGUUGGUGGAAGUUGUGGUUAAGUCACAUUUUCAAAACACGUGCAAGACUCUUGGCCUCCUAGCACCACCAUGUCCGAAAAGCGCCCAAUUUUUCGCGAUUUAAAUGCAGAUGAUCCCGAACCGGAAACCACAGAAAUCGAAUCUUUGUGCAUGAAUUGUCAAGCAAAUGGCACUACCCGCUUACUUCUUACAAAAAUUCCAUUUUAUAAAGAGAUCGUUUUAAUGUCUUUUAGUUGUGACGAAUGCGGUUACGCAAACAACGAAAUCCAACCAGGUGGGCAGCUUCCGGACAAAGGAAUACAAAUAACAUUGAACGUCCAAACGGGGCGCGACUUAAAUCGCCAAGUGGUCAAAAGUGACUUUGCCAGUGUUAAAAUAGUCGAGUUGGAGUUUGAGAUCCCCUCAAAGAGCCAUAGAGGCGAGGUAACCACAAUUGAAAGCAUAAUUAACAGAAGCAUAUCGGACUUGGAAAUGGAUCAACCUGUUAGAAAAAUUGAAAAUGAAGAACUCGCACAACAAAUAGACAAUUUUAUCGAUAAACUUAAAAAGUUAAAGGAUGUGGAAACACCUUUUACAUUUAUUUUAGAUGAUAUAUCUGGCAACAGUUUUAUAGAAAAUCCAAAUGCCCCACUUCAAGAUUUGCAUUGUACAGUUAAACAUUUCACACGAACGAAAGAGCAAGAUCAUGAGUUGGGCAUUUUUACCAAGGAAGAGGUGGGUGAAAAGCAAAGCGGCAUUCUAUAUCCAAUUGAAGAAGGUGAAUUUUCAUUAGAAGACUUAGAAGGCGAAGUUUUACAGUUUGGCACCAAUUGCAAUAGCUGCGGUUCACCAUGCGAGACUAAUAUGAAGUUAACUAACAUUCCCCAUUUUAAGGAGGUCGUCAUAAUGGCAACUGUUUGUGAUACAUGCGGAAAUCGUACAAACGAAGUGAAAUCUGGAUCCGGAGUUGAACCUUUGGGAGUACGCAUCGAAGUUGACGUUAGUAACAAAAACGAUUUAUGCAGAGACUUGCUGAAGUCGGAAACUUGCCACUUGCGUAUACCGCAACUCGAGCUGGAGGUUGGUCCAAGUGCAUUGGGUGGACGUUUUACUACAGUAGAAGGUUUACUGGUUGCAGUCAAAGAUCAGUUGAGUGAAAAUAUUUUCCAAGACUCCCAAGCGGAAGAAGAUAAAGAUCGUUUGGCUUCAUUUUUGCAACAAUUUGAUUGCAUUAUAGAGGGAAAGAAAACUGUUACUUUAGUUCUUGACGAUCCUGCUGGUAACAGUUAUGUACAGAGCUUAUCUGAUGUUGGAGAAGAUGACUGUUUGAGAAUUACUAAAUAUGAGCGAAACUUUGACCAAAACGAAGAGUUGGGACUAAAUGACAUGAAAACUGAAAAUUACUGAAGAUGUUUAAUAAAUAAACAAAUUUAGAUUAA